Messenger RNA from Diplodia corticola, 1056 nucleotides. Its product is annotated as t-snare protein. Gene Ontology annotation, biological process: retrograde vesicle-mediated transport, Golgi to endoplasmic reticulum. The record is from RefSeq and is a predicted model, not a curated record. Bases 1 to 1056 code for a protein of 351 amino acids. NCBI's taxonomy places the organism in Eukaryota, Fungi, Ascomycota, Dothideomycetes, Botryosphaeriales, Botryosphaeriaceae. Gene Ontology annotation, cellular component: SNARE complex; endoplasmic reticulum. The transcript is spliced from 3 exons.
AUGGACCUCUCCCCGACCUUCAACGAAGCCCUGCACCGGCACAACAAGCCGCCCAUCCAGCCCCAUGCCUUUGACUUGGAUGGCGUCGAGGCCUUCAUGAAGGAAGCCUACCGCAUCAACAAGCACAUCUCCGAGCUCAACCAGUACCUCCGUUCCAUACGCCAGUCCUAUCUUUCGGCCGCGCAGCCUCCUCGCCGAAGCCAACUCGCGCGCACCAAUUCGUCAUCCUCGAUACCACAGCACGAGAAGGAGCGCAAAUACCUAACCGAUGCCCAGCGCGAACAGAUCGAUGCCGAGACCAAGCAGCUGCUCCGCGAGCUGAGCGGCGCAAUCAAAAACCUCGCCGACGCAGAAAAUGUACGCCAGUCCGCCGAUGAGACCAUUGCGCUGCGGAAGCGUGCAACCAAAGGGCUGGGUGCGCUUGGAAGAUGGGCAGCCGGCGGCGCAAUCACGGCGAAGAGCCCUGAGGAGGAGCUGGAGGAGGCAAAGCAGAACACCAUCAAGAUACACCGCGAUGGUGUCAUAUGGUUCCUCAGCCGGAAGCUCGAAGAGGUCAGCGGCUUCCAGGCAUCCAUGAUGGAGAUUCGGCUGGAGAGAGAGCGGGAGAAGAGCAAGAGCGUGCUCUACAAGGCGCGCAGCGUCGCGUUACCCCCGAUGGACGACCCGAGUGGAUACUCUGGCACGAAAGCAGCAGGUCUAGACGAGAAGACUGGGCAGCAUGUGGAGCAGGAACUGAGCGCGGAACAGCUCCAGCUUUUUGCGGAAGAGAACCAGGACAUGCUCAAGCAUUACGAAGACACGCUGGACAAAGUGCGGACAACGGAGCGAUCUCUCCUCGAGAUAUCGGAGCUGCAAAGCACGCUGGCCACCAACUUGUUCGAGCAGCAGGCGCAAAUCGAUCAGCUGGUGCAAGACUCGCAUCUCACGGCGGAAAACGUUGGCAGCGGCAACAAGGAGCUCAAGAGGGCGACGGAGAGGAGGAGCAUCGCGCAGGCCAUCUUCUACGCGACGUGCGCCAUGUGCGGGACGCUGGUGGUGUGGGACCUGAUCAUAUAG